AUGCCAGAAAUAACAGAAAUUGCAGUACAAACCAGAUCAUUCUGUACCUUCACAAUGUGUGCUGAAAAAUUGAAUGAUGUGCCUGAAGUGGAAAUUGAAGACAGUGGUACAUUCAAGUAUGUUCUCAUCAAGGUAUAUCCUGGUGAACCAUCAGGGGAUCAUGAACCUUCAAAGUUAAUUGUCAGAGGUGGUCAAAAAUUUGGACCGUACCAUGGAGAUAUUUAUGAUGCAACUCUUGCAAAUUUGCAAAAGCUUGGACUUGAUUCAGAAUGUUUGGGUGGUGGCCGUAUUCGCCAUGAACCAGAAAAAAAAGAAUUGAAUGUGUAUGGAUAUUCUCAAGGAUUUGGAAAAGCUGAUCAUCAAUUAACUGUAUCUCUACUGAAAAAGAAAUAUUUUAACUAUGCAAUUAAUUGGAGCGAUGAAGGUUAUUAAGUGUUUUUUGCUAUUGUGAUUCAUUGUAUGAUUAAUUGAAUUGCGUAAGGGAAAAAACUUCUUUGAAAUAUCAAACAUUAUUUAUUAUGUAAUUUUGUUUGUUUCAACAGAUGAAUUAUGAUUUAUCUAAACAUUCUUCAUGAAAUGCCAAAAUUGGAAUGUUUUAUUGCUCAAAUUAUGUUCUGAUAAUUUGCUACAAUUCAUCUUUUUGUUGUGUAUUUAAAAUGUAAACGAAUAUAACUUCAUUUUCCUCUUAAUUAUUGUACUUGCAAAUAAAUGACUGUUGAACUUUUUGUCUUAUUUCCUGUAUUGGUAAAAAGAGAUUCUCUAACAAAUUACUAAUGUGUAUUUCUCCAGAAUAGCAGAUUAAGUUUUCUGCAAAGCUUGUUUCUGAUCCCUAAAGCUUGAGAUUGUAUUGUAUGUAUACAUGUUCAUUAAUACUCCCAAAUAAAUUGACCAUCUUGAAAUGUCAAAUUGAUUUUCAAUUUCCAAUUAGGUUUCUUUGACAUAAUAUCAAUUUUAUUUGUUUUAUUCAGACACUUCACAUACUUAUUGCUUGUGAUAAGAAGAGCAGUUAGAAAAUGUAUUGUAUCUAUCACUGAUCACUUAGAAUUGGGCUGUUAUUACACAAAAGAAAAUCAAAUUGAAAUGUAAGAGAUCCCAAUUACACCAAGGAAAAAAAAAC
Molecule: messenger RNA, 1117 nt
Organism: Gryllus bimaculatus (two-spotted cricket)
Lineage: Eukaryota; Metazoa; Arthropoda; Insecta; Orthoptera; Gryllidae
Source: the annotation of a GenBank genome assembly